GUAGUUCGCAUCACUCUGGAGAAACAAAAAAGCGAAAAAAAAAAAAUUAGAAAGACUUCAAAUCGCGAGCUGCGGCGAAACCCUAGAAAAUGCUCGCCGUCUUCAAUGGCGAUCGAUCACCCAAAGCUUAAUCCUUGCCCUAACCCUAACCCUAACCCUAAUCGAUUUCAACCCUUACUGUAACCGCAGGAUGACAGAUGAACGGCUCCCGGCCGCCGAUGUCAGCUCCGAUGCCGCCUUCCUCGAACGCCGUGGCUUCUCCUGCUGUUCGGUCUCUUGCGACGCCUCUCCAGUCGCACCACCCCUCUCCUCUAUCCCUUGGCCUCAUCCCUCUUCCCCCUCCCCGUCCGCCGCCACCGCCGCUGGAUGUUGUAUCCACUGAGCACUCCCCUGUUGCUAGGGUUCGCCUGGGGGAUAUCAUGCCCUACGAUGGGGCGCCUGAUGGUGUCUAUGUGAGAGCCGUGGAGGCGCUGUCGGGGUCGCUGAUGAGGCACAACGCGGCGGUGAUCGAGCUGAGUGGUGAGGACUCUGUUGUUGUGAGGUGCGCUCUGGAGUCGGCGAAGAUGUACUUCAAGGCAAGGGGGCAGUGUGGCAGCUGGGGGAAGCCAGGCCGGCUGGUCUACGCUUUCCGUGCCGGAAGGCUAUCAGAAGAUGGGGACUUGUCACCUCCAUGCAUAAAUGAUGCCUUCAAAUGUUUGGGCAAGGCUUCUCGUGCUGCAUUAUGUGCAAUAGCAAAGCACCUUCGUCUACGUUGCGACUCUUUCAACCAUCUGCUUGAUGACACACCAUUGCCAGCUAAUGAGGCCUCCUCAUCAGUGUUGGUUGCAGCCUAUUCUCAAGCCUCACUACAGAAUGGCAAGGGAUCUUCAGGUGGCAAAUAUGCCAAUGAAGUUGAAAAGGGAUUGUUGACUUUGAUUGCUUCGGAUAGCCCUGCUAUUCAGGUUUAUGAUCCGAAUGGCCGUUGGUAUCUAGCAGAUAGUGACUUGGGCCCUGGUGAUUUAUUAUUGCUUACAGGGAAAGCACUCAGUCAUGCUACGGCUGGCCUUCGCCCUGCUGCUUCAUUCAGGACAGCUUAUGAAAACUGCCCAGGAAUUAUUAAUGGUGGAAGGGCUUCAUUGACAUUUAGACUCAUGCCACAAAGCAAUGCUGUCUUGGACUGUUCUCCAAUUGCAGCUGCUGGCCAUGUAAUUCCUCAAAGUUAUCAGCCAAUAUCUGUAAGCCGGUUUAUGGAUGAUUUAUCUGCUGACGAAGAUGUUAUGGGAAGCCUUCCAGAUAAAACUUAUGAAACUCGAAAUAAUGCCCAUCCAGAACCAUCACUAAGAAGUGUCCUGUCUGAUCCCUUAUCUGGGGCAUUUCUUGAAGAUGCUGUGGUUGUGUCCUGUGGACAUUCCUUUGGUGGAAACAUGCUGAAGAAGGUCCUUGAGAUGGCUAGAUGUACUCUCUGCAAUGCAGAUAUUGAAACUGGGUCCCUAAUCCCUAACCUUGCUUUAAGAGCUGCAGCCACAGCAGUGAAGCAUGAGGAUGACAAAAGAUUAUUCCAUAAUGCUGCUUUACGUAAACGACGAAAGGAAGUAGGAGAUCACAUUGAUGCAUUUAAAAGACUUAGCAAGGAAAAUGGGGAGAUGACUACAGAUGGUGAUUGCCUCAGGCAACAAAAAGGGGUUCAGUAUCCUUUUGCUGUCAAUGAGAAAGUGUUGAUUAAGGGAAACAGGAGGACCCCUGAUAAAUUUGUAGGAAGGGAAGCAAUGAUCACCUCCCAGUGCUUGAACGGAUGGUACCUGCUAAAAAUCCUUGACAGUGGAGAAAGUGUUCGCUUGCAGUACCGAUCCCUUCAGAAACUCUCAAAUUCUCAGACCAAUGACAGAAUACAACCACAACAAUUGCUUCAGAGCAGCAGCUGAGAUGAGGAUAGAUCUUUUGCUUGCAGGUCCUUGUGAUUUUGUUUUUGUUUCUUUGCAUACGUGCAGAUCUAUUCAAAGGUCAUUUGCAAGAUUACCUACAGACAAAACCCACCACCCUCCUACCUACUCAAAUCUCAUGAGAAAGUAGUGUAUUCCAUGGUUAAAAAGAAAAAAAGAAAGAAAGAAAGAAAGAAAGAAAUUACUGUGUCUGUUAUAUCUCAGUGGUUUUAGUGUUUACAAAAGCUUCUGUUUCUUUGGCUUGUGUUGUAUCAUGUAAUUCACAGAUCAUAGACCAAAUUUAGUGAUGGACAAGGUCUUGUUCAAUAGAGAAACUUUUUGUAGUGA
Dioscorea cayenensis subsp. rotundata (Guinea yam) is the source of this 2246-nucleotide messenger RNA. RefSeq lists its product as uncharacterized. Lineage: Eukaryota; Viridiplantae; Streptophyta; Magnoliopsida; Dioscoreales; Dioscoreaceae. The transcript has 12 exons. Bases 198 to 1901 code for a protein of 567 amino acids. The record is from RefSeq and is a predicted model, not a curated record.